Coturnix japonica (Japanese quail) is the source of this 8261-nucleotide messenger RNA. RefSeq names its product solute carrier family 4 member 7 (gene SLC4A7). The record is from RefSeq and is a predicted model, not a curated record. Gene Ontology annotation, biological process: monoatomic anion transport; bicarbonate transport; regulation of intracellular pH. Lineage: Eukaryota; Metazoa; Chordata; Aves; Galliformes; Phasianidae. Gene Ontology annotation, cellular component: plasma membrane; basolateral plasma membrane; apical plasma membrane. Gene Ontology annotation, molecular function: sodium:bicarbonate symporter activity; monoatomic anion transmembrane transporter activity; solute:inorganic anion antiporter activity.
GGGGGCGCGGCGAGGCGGCCUGGGCUCGGCCCCCGGCGCGGCGGAGCAGUCACGGCCGCCCCGUCCCGAGGGUAGCGACGCCGCGUGCCUCCGCCCGGCAGGCAGUAGGGGCAGUAGCGCCGGCUCCCGCCCGCCUUCCGCUUCUCGUCCCGCCGCCGGCGAGCUCGGCGGGGCCGCGAUGGAAGAGGAGCGGGCUGGCGAGCAGAUGAGACCGUUGCUCACCACGGGUCACGAUGAGGAAGCCGUUGUGGAUAUGGGCAAAAUCAGUUCUACUAUCAAUACAAACUUUGAGAAAGAAGAACUAGAGAGCCACAGAGCUGUGUAUAUUGGCGUUCACGUCCCAUUUGGAAAGCAAGGUCGUCGACGGCAUAGACAUCGUGGGCAUAGACAUCACAGAAGAAAAAAAGAAAAGGAAACUGAUAGAGAGGAUGGAAGAGAAUCUCCAUCAUACGACACGCCAUCCCAACGAGUGCAAUUUAUCUUGGGUACUGAAGAUGAUGAUGAACACAUUCCUCAUGAUCUCUUCACUGAAAUGGAUGAACUUUGCUUCAGGGAUGGAGAAGAGUAUGAGUGGAAAGAAACUGCUAGGUGGCUAAAAUUUGAAGAGGAUGUUGAAGAUGGUGGUGAUCGGUGGAGCAAGCCUUAUGUAGCAACGCUGUCUCUACACAGUCUCUUUGAACUGCGAAGCUGCAUUCUUAAUGGGACAGUCAUGUUGGACAUGAGAGCAAACACACUAGAUGAGAUAGCAGAUAUGGUCUUGGACAACAUGAUUGCUUCUGGCCAACUAGAUGAAUCCAUAAGGGAGAAUGUGAGAGUGGCACUUCUAAAAAGGCACCAUCAUCAGAAUGAGAAAAAAUUCAGCAAUCGGAUUCCCUUGGUUCGAUCUUUCGCAGAUAUAGGCAAGAAACAUUCUGACCCUCACUUGCUUGAAAGAAAUGGGGAAGGCCUUUCAGCCUCCCGCCACUCUUUGCGAAGAGGUCUCUCUGCCUCAAAUAUUUCCCUGAGAGGAGAAAACCGUUUGUCAGUUCUUCUCAAUUACCUUCUUCCCUCUUCAAGAGCUGGAACCCCGGCAACCUCAAGGUGUACAACCCCUGUAACUACCCCUCAAAACACACCACCCUCCAGUCCUACCUGCAGCCACCUGCCAAUCACAGGUGCCCAGCCAAGUCCACUUCAGGGCAAGGAUAUUCCUUCAGUAAUUAUCCACCCACCUGAGGAGGACUUAGAAGUGCAGGAAAGCCAGGAAGAGAAGACAGAGGAGAAUGUUGGGAAAACAUCAGGACUGUUAGCAUCUCCUCAGUCAGCACCUGGAAAUUUGGACAAUGGGAAGAGUGGAGAGGUUAAAGGUACUGGGACAGGUGGAAGCAGAGAAAACAGCACUGUUGAUUUUAGUAAGGUUGACAUGAACUUCAUGAGGAAAAUUCCUUCAGGAGCAGAAGCAUCAAAUGUGUUAGUGGGAGAAGUAGAUUUUCUAGAAAGACCUAUUAUUGCUUUUGUGAGGCUGUCUCCUGCUGUGCUUCUCUCAGGCCUCACAGAAGUUCCAGUACCUACAAGGUUUUUGUUUUUAUUGCUGGGACCAGCAGGAAAAGCUCCGCAGUAUCAUGAAAUUGGAAGAUCAAUAGCAACACUUAUGACAGAUGAUGUUUUUCAUGAUGUUGCCUAUAAAGCUAAGGACAGAAAUGAUUUAUUAUCAGGAAUUGAUGAAUUUUUAGACCAAGUGACAGUACUACCUCCAGGAGAAUGGGAUCCAUCUAUACGAAUUGAACCACCAAAAAGUGUUCCUUCCCAGGAGAAGAGGAAGAUACCUAAGUUUCCAAAUGGAUCUACUCCUACAGGAGAGACUCUCAAAGAAGAAGGUCAUCAUGCUGGACCUGAACUUGAGAGAACUGGAAGGCUUUUUGGUGGUUUGAUACUUGACAUCCAAAGGAAAGCACCUUUUUUCUUGAGUGACUUCAAGGAUGCAUUAAGCCUGCAGUGCCUGGCCUCGAUUCUUUUCCUAUACUGUGCCUGUAUGUCUCCUGUAAUCACUUUUGGAGGGCUCCUGGGAGAAGCUACACAAGGCAGAAUAAGUGCAAUAGAAUCCCUCUUUGGAGCCUCGUUAACUGGGAUUGCCUAUUCUCUCUUUGCUGGGCAACCUCUCACUAUUUUGGGGAGUACCGGACCAGUUCUAGUAUUUGAAAAAAUAUUAUUUAAAUUUUGCAGGGAUUAUGGGCUUUCCUACCUCUCCCUACGAACAAGCAUUGGUCUGUGGACUGCAUUUUUAUGCAUAGUGCUUGUAGCAACAGAUGCCAGCAGCCUCGUCUGUUACAUCACUCGAUUUACUGAGGAAGCUUUUGCAGCGCUUAUAUGCAUCAUAUUUAUUUAUGAGGCAUUGGAAAAGCUUUUUCAUUUGGGAGAGGUGUAUGCCUUCAAUAUGCACAAUAAUUUGGAUAGACUGACUUUAUAUUCAUGUGUAUGUUCUGAGCCUCAGAACCCCAGCAAUGAAACCUUAAAGGCUUGGGGGAAGAUGAAUAAAUCUGUGGAAACUAUCGCAUGGAGUAACCUUACAGUAACUGAAUGUUUAGAAUUUCAUGGUGUGUUUCUUGGAUCUGCUUGUGGCCAUCAUGGACCAUAUAUUCCAGAUGUUCUCUUCUGGUCUGUCAUAUUAUUCUUUACAACAUUUUUCCUCUCCUCUUUUCUUAAGCAGUUCAAGACCAAACGCUAUUUCCCAACUAAGGUGCGUUCUACGAUCAGUGACUUUGCAGUAUUUCUGACAAUUGUAAUCAUGGUUUUGAUUGACUAUCUUGUAGGAGUGCCAUCUCCUAAGCUUCAUGUUCCAGAGAAAUUUGAACCCACACAUAAAGACCGAGGAUGGUUCAUAGACCCUCUUGGAGGCAAUCCUUGGUGGACGCUCCUGGUAGCUGCUGUUCCUGCUCUACUUUGUACCAUACUCAUUUUCAUGGAUCAACAAAUAACAGCUGUUAUUAUAAACAGAAAAGAGCAUAAGCUGAAGAAAGGCUGUGGUUAUCAUCUUGAUCUGUUCAUGGUUGGUAUUAUGUUGGGAGUAUGUUCCAUUAUGGGCUUACCGUGGUUUGUCGCAGCAACUGUCCUGUCUAUAAGUCAUGUUAACAGCCUGAAAGUUGAAUCUGAGUGUUCUGCACCAGGAGAGCAACCAAAGUUUUUGGGAAUCCGGGAGCAGCGAGUGACAGGAUUGAUGAUUUUUGUCCUGAUGGGGCUGUCAGUGUUCAUGACCUCUGUGUUAAAGUUUAUUCCAAUGCCAGUUUUGUAUGGUGUCUUUCUUUACAUGGGAGUGUCUUCAUUAAAAGGCAUUCAGUUUUUUGACCGUAUAAAAUUGUUUGGAAUGCCUGCCAAGCAUCAACCUGACCUGAUAUAUCUGCGUUAUGUACCACUCUGGAAGGUCCAUAUCUUCACAGUUAUUCAGCUCACUUGUCUAGUUCUUUUGUGGGUCAUUAAGGCCUCUGCAGCUGCUGUUGUUUUCCCUAUGAUGGUUUUAGCAUUAGUAUUCAUUCGCAAGCUCAUGGAUUUAUGUUUUACCAAAAGAGAGCUUAGCUGGCUUGAUGACCUUAUGCCAGAAAGUAAAAAGAAGAAAGAAGACGACAAAAAGAAAAAGGAGAAAGCAGAGGCAGAGAGAAUGCUUCAGACAGAGGACAAUGAAAGCGUACACCUCCAGUAUGGAGAAGGAAAUGUUUUGAAUUUUCCUGUAAAAACUCUAAAAUACAGCGUUGAUCCCUCAGUUGUAAACAUAUCAGAUGAAAUGGCCAAAACUGCACAGUGGAAGGCUCUGUCCAUGAGUACUGAGAAUGCCAAAGUAACCAGAGCUAACCUGAGCCCUGAGAAACCAGAAAGCGUGAAAAUAAAUGUGGAAGAUUCACCUGUUGUGAAAUACGUGGAUGCUGAAACAUCUUUAUAGAACUGAAAGAGGGGGAAUUGUGUGUACUUGUGUGUGUGUAUAUAUAUCAUUGUAGGAUAUUAUACCAUUGAAGUGUGAUUUCCAGUUUAAGGAGUAACAUGUAUUUAAUUCUGCCAUUGUUUAGGGAACUGUAGAUAUGCUGACAUGAGAAGAUUUUCCUACAGAUCAGUUGAGUGGUAAUCACACUUCAGCUAUUUAUUUUAUUGGGAAUUUUAUUUUCAUUUUAAAUAGGAAUAUUAUAAUGAAUGCAUAUUAUUUUCAAUAAUCAGUAUGUGCGUAAAAGUUUAAUCAGCUUUUGCUGAUGAUUACUGGUCCACGUUGUUUAGAAUUUUGCAAUACCUCUGUUUAUAAUGUGCGCUACAGAAGUUUGUUUUCCAUGCAGGAAAUUACUGCUUGUUUUUGCAGGGUAUUCUUUUUUUUUUUUUUUUUUUUUUUUUUUUUUUUUUUUUUUUUGUGAUUUCAUAGAUCAAAUAUUAAUGUACUGUUAACAUGAACUACUGUGCUUUCUGUCUCCACUACAUGCUAAUAUGUUUUGAAUUCUGUCAUUCACAUUUUACAGAGGAAGCCUAGGGCCCUAAGUCAGAUGGCAAAAUAACCCUUGAAAUACAUGUAAAUAUCCUGUUCUGCUAUUUUUAAAUAUAUACCCCUAAUUUUUUCAUUGUCAUCCGGUAGCCAUAUGGUUUUAGUAACUGUAGUUACAAUCCCAAGUCAGUAUUUGCCAUUCUGAAAUCCGUGUUUGCACAACAUAAAUUGAAUUUAUAGGCUGCCAUUUGUUCCGUAGGAAGUUUCACUUGCUACACUAGUACUCUGGAUUUCUUUACCUGUUUUUAUUUAAACUCUCCGUUGACUGAAAAACUGAUUAACUCAUCUCUAAGACUGACACUUAAGAGUAUUUCAUGUCCUUAUCAAAAUAUCUUUCUUGUUGAAUUCAUUUUUAGAAUUUAUUAUAUGUUCGAUUAAAUUAGCCACAGUUGAACUCUGUAAUAGGUUUAUGAUCAGUAUUAUUUUAUGGAUUAUGAAUUGCUUGUGGUAUUUCUGUGUACAGUUCUGAUUCUCUUCAUUGUAAAGGGCAUAUAUGAUAGCACACCAACUUAUUUUAAGCAUUUUAUUUAUUUUAAUUAGUAUAAAAUUUUAUCGUGUUGGAAAUGAAAAAGUAACCAUUUAUUGACGUAAAUGGGAUUUUGGAGGUUCAUUGAUUAAAAAUGCAUUGAUUAAAAAGUGCAUUUAUUGUACUUAUGUUUUUGAGGUUUAGUGUUUAGCAGUGUAAAAUCUGAGAUGAUGAGAAUUUUAUGUGUAAAUGAAAACCUUGAUCACUUACCUGCUGCAGUUUCCAUUACUAAUGUUUUUUGGUUUUUUUUUUUUUUGCCUUAUGCCUUCGUUUUUAGCUUGUAUUUCUGAAUUGGUCUUUUUAGAUUCUGCCAGCCCUUUCUGGAUGUAUUACAAAGGCUUUAAUUAGAAUUUGUGCACAUUUCAAACCAGAACAUCCUGUUAGCUUAAUUCUGUUUUGGUAGAUUUGUGAGUUUUACUAUGGACAUCUUGGUAAAAUUCUCACUGAAUGCAAAAGAAGCAGAUUUUAGAGGAAGGUGUUGUUCAUCUGGAAGUACCACCUGAGCUGGAAUUCUGGUAUCCUUCAGACAAGUAACAGUGAGAUGAAAGAUAAUCAUAUAUUAUGAAAACAAACCCAUCAGUUGGAAUAAGAAGAAAUAUUUGAAGACAUUGCUUAAGUUAUACGGGCUGUUAACUGUUACUGUUACACACAACAUAGUAUUUUAUUUUCUUUGUGUUCUCCGUUUGACUCAAUUGAUAAGGCAGUUUACUGAAAAUACAUAAUAGCAUACAGCAAUAUGGAUGAUCCUACCCAAACUCUCAUGACAAAGGCUCAGUGGAAAAGAAAGUGAGAUCUGCAAUACUAAUCUGACUAGUACCGUGUAUGACCUCUAUAGGAUGAUGUUCAUUUAUCCUUAGAUGACAGCAUAGCUUGUGCCUUAGCUUGAGUAUAUGCUCUUUCAGGAAAUAGCUGCUUUCCCUCUAGUGAAACCGAGAUGCAAUGAAAGUGUGGCAGGCGCUUGCCCAGAACUGUCAGCAUUAUUCAAAAGAAAUAAAACAACCCAACACAUCUGCUCAUCAGUUACUGGCUGUUAGCUGGCGACUGGUGAAUCUAAGAAGAAAAGUAAUAUUUUGUGCAGUUUACAUAGUGUUAUCCACAAUAUGAUACUCCUGUACCAUUCUUCUUAGUAGCAUUUUGUACGUCAUAUUCAGAGCGCUAUGAUUGUUUCCAAGAUUCAGAAGAUGAUUAUAAGGCACUUAGAUUUUUAACUCUUCAGUGCCAGAAAUCAGGGUUCCCUGGUGCUAUACAACUUUUAUCUGGCUUCUGCUUUUGAAGGGUUAAUGAAUGACCAAUAUUGCAGGAAGCAGGUGUUUUUCUUGUGAAGUUUAAAAACAGCAAACGAAUCACCAAAGCCCACAAGUCUAAUUGCAGUAUUUAUUUAAUUCUAAUUCCGUAGAUGCUGUCAUCAAUGCCAGAAAUACCAUAACUUGCAAACCAGUUUACAGUGACCUUUAGUUCCAGUGUUCUUUGUUAACAGCAUGUCCCGCUUGCACUUUUUUCCCCAUGUGAACGGAAGACAACCUGGUGUUGAGUGCAUAAGAACCCAUGGAUAACUUACAGUUAGGUAAUUUACUGCUCACUGUAUACCACUUUUGCUUUAAAACUGCGUAGUUGAAGUAAAGCUAAGGAUAUUGUGGACUGUGUAUAGAUAAAUUUUGCCUUAAUAGGUGCAAAAGAGCAGUGGUAGUAACUGCGCACUGAUUCUUUCAUAGGGGUUAAGCCCUAUAAAAAAUUAAGCCAAUGUAUUUCCAUUCCAGCAGUUAGAGGUAAAUAAACAGUCCUGCACUUUUUGUUUUAGAUGCCUUGGUUUUCCGGAAUGGAGCUUAGUGCUACUGUGUAUCUGGCUGCAGAGCCACCUCAGGAAGUCCCCAGUUGUUUCUUUUUCUAGUUCGUUUUGUUUUCCCUUUUUCUUUUCCUAAUUUAUUUAUAAGUAUGAAUGUUUACAUAAAGGUCUUAAUUUUGACCACUCCAUUUAAAUUAUCAUCUAAAAAGUUUCACUUAAAAUACAGUCUUUUUUAAACAAAAUUAAAUUCUACAAAACUCCUCCUCAUGUGUUCCAACGGCAUGCUUUAAUUCUGUUUACAUACCCCCAAGUUAAUGAUACCUUCCUAGAUUAGUUUUGCAGCUGCAACAGAAUAUAUUAUUGUUUAGUGAGAUGUUCCAAAUUGCCAAGUUUGUCGUGGUCUGGUCCCUAGGGUAGAACUCAGUGCCCUGUUGGGGUUUUUCAACCAAAUAUACAGGCCAUUUUUUACUCCUAUUUUUUCCUGUAUGUAAUGAAAGCUUUCCCAUCACUUUUCAUUUGCUUCACAUUCGUCUUUGUCUUUAUGUGGUAGUUUCCUGGUUCCUGCCCCGUGUCAGGCAGGUUCAGCUUCUGUAAUAUACACAUGUGACAAACUGGCGUCCUGUCACAGAGCCUGCACAGUUUUAAAGGAUUAUCUUGUACAUACGUUCUGUAAAUCUAAGAUAAACGACUCAUGAUCUUCAGUUCACAGUGUAGCAACUUAGAUGAGCAUCACGAUGAUUUUACCUUUCCUUUUGCUUUCUGUGAUUAGUAAUGUUUUAAUUACUCAUUUAGGUAAAAAUUUUAUUAUAUAAAGUACAGUAUGAACGUGUGAAAUACUUUGUUUAUACCAACAGUAAUUUAUUUUACAGCAGAUUUAAAGACUAGAAGCACACAGCUUUGAGUCAAUGGAAGUGCUAUGAGAAUCGCUUUAGGAUUUUAAGUCCGUUUUAUUUUAUAACUUCUUUGUGUUUCUUUUUUUUUUUUUUUUUUUAGGGAGAAUUUAUAGGAACUUUUUAGUUGGCAUUGAAUAAAAAACAAACAAACAAACAGACAUUUUCAUACUGAAUUUUAGUAUCUGUUGGCAUUUGUUUGGAAUAAUGAGGUUAAAAACCAGCCCUUUUCUAUGUGACAAGGCUGGGGCUCAGCACACACCCCUUGGCAAUACAGCCCCCUCCUGUGUCUUCCGAGGCUCAGCCCCUCAGUGCCGAUGGUGGAGGUGUCAGCACACACUGUACGGUUCCCACCUUUGUAUGACUGCUUUUCUAAUGGCCAUUUUUCUUAUUUUAUAACGGGAUCCCAAACGUAGCAUUGAUCUUCGGUUUGUAUUAGAAAACACCGAUCUCAGACUUGUCUUCAAUGUGAAAGAUCCAGCCUCCGUUGUUUUUAAUUACCGCUAGAAUAAAAUUAUCUUUUGUAACGUUCCGAAAAGUUGGCAAAAGCAAUAAAAAUCUACUGAACAA